CUCUUAAUAGCGCUGAUCUGCCACGAAUUUGGAAGCAAUCGGUACAGCUCCCCACUACUCAGCUUCUGUGCUAUGCUCAGCGUUAAGCCGUACACUAAGACUUGGAAGGAACCGGGCAAUUAUAAUAGCUGCUUGUCUAGUGUGAUCUGGGUUGUGCAGCUAAUCAUCUUCCACGCUAGCGCCUGUCUAGAGAAGGCGGAGCUAGGUGAUACGCUUGAGCGCAUUGAGCAGUAUUGCGGGCAGUUCUUAAAGCAGGACACCGAGACUCCUAUGGGCGAGAUCCUCGGCUGGCGCUUACUGCUCUUUACCGUCUCGAAGGAGGUCGUUGGGUCGCACCAAGCACAGUGGGAUGUGGACGAGAAGGUCCUGACUUAUAAAGACGUUGACUUGCAUAUAGAUCACGUGCCGCGGCUCUUGCUCUCCGAGUUCCAGCAGGCCCAGCACUUGCUGUACGACGAGCUUAUGUUCGGGGCCCCGAACCUCCCACGGAUGCGGGCCUGGGCUUUGAAGGACAACCUAGACGCCGACGCCUUUGGCUGGUUCUUUGGCUAG
This is a messenger RNA of Mollisia scopiformis, 552 nucleotides long. RefSeq lists its product as uncharacterized. The record is from RefSeq and is a predicted model, not a curated record. NCBI's taxonomy places the organism in Eukaryota, Fungi, Ascomycota, Leotiomycetes, Helotiales, Mollisiaceae. Bases 73 to 552 code for a protein of 159 amino acids. The transcript has a single exon.